Messenger RNA from Gongylonema pulchrum, 987 nucleotides. The record is from the annotation of a GenBank genome assembly. NCBI's taxonomy places the organism in Eukaryota, Metazoa, Nematoda, Chromadorea, Rhabditida, Gongylonematidae.
AUGGAUCCUGCGCUUGUCACAAUAUUAUUGCUGUUCUAUGCGGCUGCUUUCGCAACAGGAAGAACUGUAUCUGGCGAGGCGGAAACGGGGCCAAGUGCUUUGACAGCACGUGUAAAGCGAGAAAUUCCUCUGAAGCCGUGGGAGCAACAAAGGAACAAUUUUUUACCUGGCGGCCACCGAAGUCCUUGGCCUAACAAUCAACCGCAGCCAUGGAAUAGUAAUAGCGGUCAUCAGCAUUUUCCAUGGAUCGACGGUGUUUAUAGCCAGCAGCAGCCAUGGAGUGGUAGUGUAGGCAGUGGCAGUAGCCAACAACAACCAUGGAACGGUGGGGGCGGCAAUCAGCAGCAACCAUGGAGUGGCGGCAACAACCAACAACGGUUCUGGGGCGCUGGUGUCAGCCAGCAACAACCAUGGGGUACCAGUGGCAACCAACAACAGCAAUGGCCGUGGAGUGUUGGUAGCAACCCGCAGCAGCCGUGGCGGAACGGCUACAAUCAACAGCAGUUGUUGGGUCCUGGUAACAACCAGCAGCAACCGCAGGGGAGCGGUGCUCAUCAGCAACAACCGUGGGGUGGUGCAAGCAACCAGCAGCAAUUUUGGGGCCCAGGCUACAAUCAGCUGCAGCCAUGGGGAUCAGCUAACAACCAGCUGCAACCUUUAAGUGCUGGUAACCAUCAAUAUCAACCAUGGGGCCCUGGAAACAAUCAGCAGCUGCCGUGGGGUUUUGGUAGCAGCCAACAACAGCCGUGGAAUGGUGGAUAUAACCAGCAACAGCAACAACGGUGGACUGCUGGUUCUGGAAAUCAGCCAUACGGUGAUUAUAAACCGUGGGAAGCCUUUGCCAACAGCAGCCCGCCACCAUGGAACCAAAACAGCGGUUGGAAUAGUGGAUAUAAUUCGGCUGGUCAAAACAAAACUCCGUGGGACAGUGGUUGUGCCUGUUGCAACCCAUGGAGCAGUAAUCCAUAUUACGGCAACGGAUGCUAA